CAAGGAGUUUUGUGUGCUCCAUCUCUGUCAGAGGUAUCCGACAACGGGCAAACUGCUUCCUUGUCCAACAUUUCCCUGUUCCUCGGAACUGUAUCAUUGCGUUCUAACAUCUUCAAAGAGUUUCCGAGAUCAAAGAAAUUAAGCAAAAGAGAUGUCAUUCACUGGAACAUUGGACAAAUGCAAGGCUUGUGAUAAGACUGUCCAUGUGGUGGAUAUGUUGUCUGUUGAAGGUGUGCCUUACCAUAAAACCUGCUUCAAAUGCAGCCACUGCAAGGGAAACCUUGUGAUUGGCACCUACUCCUCCAUGGAUGGAGUCCUGUACUGCAAGCCUCAUUUCGAGCAACUAUUCAAGGAAUCUGGAAAUUUCAGCAAGAAUUUCCAUGCAGCAAAGUCUGAGAGGCAAAAUGAGCUGUCGAAGACUCCAAGCAAACUUUCAUCCUUGUUCUGUGGAACCCAAGACAAGUGUGCCGCUUGCCAGAAGACAGUGUACCCAUUGGAGAAGGUCACCAUGGAAGGGGAAUGUUUCCACAAGUCAUGCUUCAGGUGUGCUCAUGGAGGAUGUCCUCUGACACACUCUUCUUAUGCUGCUCUCGAUGGGGUCCUCUACUGCAAGCACCAUUUCGCUCAGCUUUUCAUGGAGAAGGGAAACUACAGCCAUGUUCUCGAGGCUGCUUCACACAAGAGAAAUAACUCCUCUGCAUCUGCUGAACUUGAUGAAAAUCUAGCUGAUCAGGAUGCUGCGGCUGAUCAAGACCACUCCGAAGAGAAAUCUUAA
Molecule: messenger RNA, 775 nt
Organism: Durio zibethinus
Lineage: Eukaryota; Viridiplantae; Streptophyta; Magnoliopsida; Malvales; Malvaceae
Source: RefSeq, a predicted model, not a curated record